Messenger RNA from Penicillium canescens, 894 nucleotides. RefSeq lists its product as uncharacterized. The transcript is spliced from 6 exons. The record is from RefSeq and is a predicted model, not a curated record. Gene Ontology annotation, molecular function: succinate-semialdehyde dehydrogenase (NAD+) activity. NCBI's taxonomy places the organism in Eukaryota, Fungi, Ascomycota, Eurotiomycetes, Eurotiales, Aspergillaceae. The coding region runs from base 1 to 894 and encodes 297 amino acids.
AUGUCUGGACUCCCCUUUCCCCAGAAGUCUUCGGAGUCUGUUGCAAAUAGCAUUGUGACAGCCAAAUAUUUAGAACUACUUGUGCAAGACCAGACUUACAUCAAUGGGUGCUGGGUGAAGAAAGAGCAGACUUUCAGUGUAUAUGAGCUGUGGAAGGCUCAGGCUCUCGGAGCUGUAGCAGACUGUGAUUUAAAUGACAUCCAGUCAGCCAUCGAAAGUGCAAAUGUAGCACAGAAGAACCUGCAUAACGCGGAGGCCUCUGCGGAGAUGGCACGACUUGGUUAUCCAUCUCUGAUCGGAAGGAUUCUAUAUCUAGAGAAUGGCAAAACUAUAAAUGAGACUAAAGGCAAAAUUGCCUAUGCAGCGAGCUUCAUUGCUUGGCUCGCCGAGGAAAGCAACACAUUCCGAAAGAGCCAAUCGGUGUCUGCGGGUAUCAUUACUCCAUGGAACUUCCCAGCUGCCAUGAUCAAUCGCAAGAUCGCCCCAGCUCUGGCCGCUGGGUGUGCCGUAGUUUUCAGGCCACCAAGUGAGACAUCAUUCACUCAUCUCGCUUUCACAAGGCUGGCUUCGAAGGCGGGAUUUCCUGGUAAGGCCAUUCAGGUCUGCCCUACGAAUAGGCAGGCGGCCUCAAGAGUUCGUGACAUGAUGUUCAACCUUCGAUGCUCGGGCCAGACUUGUGUGGUUAUCCACCGCCUCUAUGUUCAAAGAGGCUUUUUGGACGAGUUCACUCGGAGACAGGUGCAGAAGGUCUCUGAACUCGGGCUGGGACCCGGGAUCGAAGACUUAUGCACGGAAGGCCCGCUGAUUAACGUGUCCGUCGUCGACAAGGUUAAGAGUCAUCUAUUCUUCUUACAUCUACUCUUCUUACAGACAUACACUGAUCGGCAUCAAUAG